AUGUCAAAUGUCACUGACUCUUCUUCUUCUACUCUUAUUGUGACGAUUCAUACCGAAUCGUCCACCAACUUACCUAUGGGAUUCAAAUUGAAUGGAUCCAACUAUGAGAUAUGGGCUUCGAUGAUCGAACUUUAUGCUACUACACAAGGCAAAUUGGGUUACCUGACUGGCGACACUAAUGCCCCUGAUUCCAAAGACCCGAAAUUUGGGAAGUGGAAAAUUGCUAAUGCUGUUGUGAAAAGUUGGAUGCUGCGAACUAUGGAACCCAGUUUGUUGAAUAUGUUUCAUACUCUACCUACUGCUAAGGAAAUUUGGGAUGUUGCUACUCGUCUCAAGCAAGAGGGUCGUCAUGUCUCUACAUAUUUUUCCGAACUUAAGGCAAUCUGGCUUGAAUUGGACAAGAGACGUCUUUUUCAGAUGAAGUGUGCUGAUGAUAUGAAGACUUUUCAGGCUGCUGUUAUGGCAGAUCGUGUGUAUGAUUUUUUGGUUGGCCUUGACGAUACUUAUGACAAGGUCCACAAUGAUAUUCUACGAAGUGAUAAAGUUCCAAGUAUCGAAAAUGUAUUUUUUAUGGUUCAUCGAGAGGCUCAACGCCAGAUUACUAUGCUUGGAUCCGGUACCAAGAUUGGGGAACCUGCUGUUGUGUUUGCUUCUAAAAACACUGCUUUGGUUUCUCAGCGUACAAGGUCUAGAUCUUCUGCUAUUCCGCCUCGUCGCCUGACUUCUACAGAAAAAGACAAACUGAAGUGUGAUCACUGUGGUGAAAAGAGACACACUAUCGACACCUGCUGGGCAUUGCAUGGGGUACCAAAUUGGGAGAAGGAGCGGAGAUGUUUAAAAAAGGAACAACUAGAUAGAAAAGCUCAUGUGGUUGUUGCCCCCACUUCUGUGGCUGACAUCACCACUAGGCACGCCCACCUUACUGCUACUCAUCCUCCGACUUUGACCACCGUCUCAAGCACUCCAACACCUCCGCCUUCAUGUAACUUUGGCAAGGCUUUCCAUGUCCAUGAUACCCGAGAUACAUGUUGGAUUAUUGAUUUAGGAGCUACUAACCAUAUGACGUAUAAUUCUACUUUAUUCUUUACUACUUUUCCGCCUCAUUGUGAUCAUGUUCUGACUACUAAUAAUGUUGCUGCUCCUGUCACGGGGGGUGGUUCUAUACUCUUGACACCUGCUUUACCAUUGGACAAAGUGUUACUGGAUAUCCAAACCCGGGAGAUAUUUGGUCGUGGUACUAAAAAAGGGAGCUUUAUUAUGUGGAUGAUGUGGCAACUAGUCGGGUUCUUCGUGCUGGUAGCGCCGAAACUUCUCAGCAUCGCCGAAUUUGGUUGCUACAUUACCGAUUUGGUCAUGCCUCCUUUGGAUAUUUAUGGCAUUUGUUUCUUGCAUUAUUUAGUGGUGUCAACGAGUCUGCUUUCCAAUCAAAGAGUCAAGGUUUUUCGAUCUGACAAUGGUGGAGAAUUUGUUAAUUUGGCGUUAUCCCAUUUUUUUAACACUAAGGGUGUACUCCAUGAGACUACUUGCCCUCAAACACCACAACAGAAUGGGGUUGCUAAACGUAAAAAUGGGCAGAUCCUUGCUGCUGCCUGUGCUUAA
Messenger RNA from Prunus armeniaca (apricot), 1599 nucleotides. NCBI's taxonomy places the organism in Eukaryota, Viridiplantae, Streptophyta, Magnoliopsida, Rosales, Rosaceae. The record is from the annotation of a GenBank genome assembly.